CACUCUUUCACUCAACAAACUCACACCUACUCUACUCUCUCUCUCUCUCUUCUAUCCUCGUCUCUCUUUCUAAUUUUUCAGUUAAGUGAUUGAGGAUUUAUAAGAAGAAUGGCAUCUAUCACUCCCUUGUCUUCGUUUUCUUCAAUAUCUUCGAGCCGAAUUGGGCAGAGAAAUCAGAAUGUAGUUCUGCAGAAGAGAAGUUCGCUCAAGGUUAAAGCGAUGGCCAAAGAGUUGUAUCUUAACAAGGAUGGGUCUGCCGUUAAGAAGCUGCAGGCUGGUGUUAACAAGCUUGCGGAUUUAGUUGGAGUGACUCUUGGUCCAAAAGGGCGUAAUGUAGUGCUUGAGAGCAAGUACGGUUCUCCCAAAAUUGUAAAUGACGGUGUAACCGUGGCUAAAGAGGUUGAAUUGGAAGAUCCUGUUGAGAACAUUGGUGCCAAGUUGGUGAGACAAGCGGCUUCAAAGACAAAUGAUUUGGCCGGUGAUGGGACUACAACUUCUGUUGUUCUAGCACAAGGCUUGAUUAACGAGGGUGUUAAGGUGGUAGCUGCUGGUGCUAACCCGAUUCAGAUAACAAGAGGUAUUGAAAAAACUACCAAAGCACUGGUUGAAGAGCUUAAACGAAUGUCAAAAGAUGUUGAAGACAGUGAGCUAGCAGAUGUGGCAGCAGUAAGUGCAGGGAACAACAUUGAAGUGGGAAGUAUGAUUGCUGAAGCAAUGAGCAAAGUCGGAAGGCAAGGUGUGGUGACUCUUGAAGAAGGAAAAAGCGCUGAAAACUACAUGUAUGUUGUGGAAGGCAUGCAGUUUGACCGUGGUUACAUUUCUCCAUAUUUCGUUACCGACAGUGAGAAAAUGACCGUUGAGUAUGAAAACUGCAAGUUGCUUUUGGUUGAUAAGAAGAUAACAAAUGCAAGAGAUUUAGUUAGUGUUUUGGAAGAUGCCAUUAAGGGAGGGUACCCGAUAUUGAUUAUAGCAGAGGACAUUGAGCAGGAAGCUCUUGCUACCCUUGUAGUGAACAAGCUUCGAGGAUCACUAAAGAUCGCUGCACUUAAAGCACCUGGAUUUGGUGAACGCAAGAGUCAAUAUCUUGAUGAUAUCGCUGUUCUUACUGGAGGGACCGUCAUCAGAGAGGAGAUCGGGUUAAACCUUGAGACUGCCGGGAGUGAGGUUUUAGGACUUGCUGCUAAGGUGGUCUUGACCAAGGAUACAACAACUAUUGUUGGUGACGGCACCACCCAGGAGUUGGUCAAUAAACGAGUUGUCCAGAUUAGAAACCUUGUUGAGGCAGCAGAACAGGACUAUGAAAAGGAAAAGUUGAAUGAAAGAAUUGCCAAAUUAUCCGGGGGUGUCGCUGUUAUCCAGGUUGGGGCACAAACAGAAACAGAACUUAAAGAAAAGAAAUUGAGAGUAGAGGAUGCUUUAAAUGCAACAAAGGCGGCUGUUGCGGAAGGCAUUGUAGUAGGGGGUGGGUGCACUCUAUUGCGACUUGCUGCUAAGGUUGACAGUAUCAAAGACACCCUUGACAAUGAUGAACAGAAGGUUGGAGCAGAUAUUGUUAAGAGGGCACUUUGCUACCCCAUGAAGCUGAUUGCAAAGAAUGCUGGUGUUAAUGGAAGCGUGGUGAUUGAGAAGGUCCUAUCAAGUGACAAUCCCAAGUUUGGUUACAAUGCUGCAACUGGGAAAUAUGAGGAUUUGAUGGCUGCUGGUAUUAUUGAUCCCACAAAGGUGGUGAGAUGCUGCUUGGAGCAUGCAUCAUCAGUUGCAAAGACCUUCCUGACAUCAGAUGCCGUGGUUGUGGAGAUCAAGGAGCCUGAACCCAUGCCUGCUGGGAACCCCAUGGACAACUCAGGUUAUGGUUACUGAGGUGCGUCAGUUAGCAAGUAGAACCUCAACCCGUGGCAGUUCUUUGCAUGCUUACAGCCAAACAAAGGUGUGCAACCAGGAUGAGAAAUAUUGCUUCAACCACCUCUCUUUCCAUUAGCUCAUUUACAAGUUGUAACAGGCUGAAUCUGCUAGUUGAAAUCCCUUUCUUGUUAUAUUUAGAGGUGGUUGGGUAGAUUUAAAUUUUGGCGGAAAUGGUUUCUAGAGUCGACAUUUGUAUUUAAAAUUUUACUCGCACCAAUAAGAAAGUGUCAUUUGUAGCAUUGUGUAUGAUGGUGUAGAUUUCCUGUCAGUUUAUCUAAAGCUCAACAUGCCUUGUAGGUCCAAAUGGGCGAGCCCAAUAAUCAACAAUUUAAUGUGUUCAUUUAAA
Molecule: messenger RNA, 2248 nt
Organism: Erigeron canadensis
Lineage: Eukaryota; Viridiplantae; Streptophyta; Magnoliopsida; Asterales; Asteraceae
Product: ruBisCO large subunit-binding protein subunit beta, chloroplastic
Exons: 14
Coding region: 109-1860 (583 amino acids)
Biological process (GO): protein refolding
Molecular function (GO): ATP-dependent protein folding chaperone; ATP binding
Source: RefSeq, a predicted model, not a curated record